AUGUCCACAGAUGUCACGUACGUCAAUGGGUUCUACUCGAACAUGCCACAGCGUCUGUCCAAAUACAGCUGGUUUGGAAAUGGGCGCCUCUACCACUUCCAGGUUCCGGAGGGGGCGGAGCUGGUGCGCUGGUCGCUUACUGUAAUGCGCAGCUCCGGAUUCAGCUGCGGCAACCAGAACAUCACAGUACACUUUCGGGCCGGCGCACCACCAGUCAUCAACCCCAUCCUCACAACCUUCCCAAACUUCACAGCCUUUUCUCCUGCCUAUAACCUGACUCUGAAUGUCCCAAAUGGACAGUCCAGCAACGUCAUACUGUUCAAUGUAACGCGCCCUGAAGCCGGGGAUUGGUUCCUUGUGGCUCAUCUGCCUAAAGAUGAUGGGAAGAUCGAGCAACAGGGGUUGCCUUCCUGCUCAUAUUUGUUCCAGCCUCAGAUGUACGUGAGGAGAGCUGUUGACAUCCCGGUCUUGCAGGACAACAUUCCACAAACUCAAACACUGACUCAGAAACUGGCUCAUUUCAAGGUCUUUGUUCCUGAGUUCUCCUCCAAUUUAGAAGUCUUUAUCCAUUCCUGUUCAGUGGAGUCUGUGCCAUCACGGGAUUGUGGAUUGUCCAUUGCUUUAGGUUCAGCCUCCCUAGUCCAGAGCUCAGUUACUACCGUGAACUGUUCAGGGAACGAACCGUGUUCCGCUUCUGUCUCAAAUCCACCAUGGAACUCCUGGGUACGAGUUACUGUGGAAAACAGCCAGCCAAAUGUGACGACAACGUUUAGCAUCUCCGCCAAUCAUACAGCAGGCUGUAAACCCUCCAGUGCCCCGCCAGAUUCGAACGCUUCUUUUCCCCUGGGUGACACGUCUCCGAACACCACUUCUGCAGAAACCCCCCCAGCCAGAGUACCAGUUUCGAACAGCUGCAUGCAGAACUUAGCUGUGGUACGAGAGGACCAAGAUGUAUUUUCGGUGCGCUUCGCAGUGCCCAAUGGCAGCGUGAAUGUGGUCUCCAUGCUCCCGACCAUGCUUGGCCUGGACCUGGAGGAUGCAUACAGUGGAGGGACACUGACGGUCCAGCUCGAUCUUAACACGACUUCUCUGACUGGUGCAUUUGACAGAGUGAGGGCGUGUCUGACACCUUCUGCUCCUUCUCUUCAACUCAACACCAGCCAGUCAUGUGAUGCAGCUUUUAUGAAAGGAUACUCACUAGAAGUGAGCAACAAUGAAACCAAGGCAUUGUUGAGGAUUCCCUUCCCGGAUGGUGAGACUUGGUACCUCACACUCCAAACCAUCUGCAACACUUCCACUGGCUGCAGUAACGCCUCUGCCAUGGUCAGUGUGUCGGCGAGUGUGAGCGCGUGUAUUGAUGACUGUGGACCGUAUGGAGAGUGCAGGCUUCUGCGUACACACGCCUACCUCUAUUCUGCAUGUGUAUGCAAAGCAGGUUGGCAGGGAUGGAGCUGCUCGGACAAUUCAAGCGCUCAGUCGUUCUCCCGGCAGCUGACUGCAGCCCUGCUCCUCACGCUCAGUAACCUGUUCUUCAUCCCUCCUAUCAUCGUAGCACUUUACCGUGGCUACCACCCAGAAGCUGCCGUCUACCUUUUCACCAUGUUCUUCUCUACGUUCUAUCAUGCCUGUGACCAGCCUGGUGUUACAGUACUGUGCAUCAUGGAUUACGACACCCUCCAGUUUUGCGACUUCCUGGGCUCUGUGGUUGCUGUAUGGGUCACUAUUGUCUGUAUGGCGAAACUAAAGGAUCUGCUGAAAUACGUGUUCUUUAUCGGAGGGGCACUCCUCAUCGCUAUGGCGAUGCAGCUGGACCGCCGUGGCCUGUGGAACCUUCUAGGUCCUGUCCUGUUCGCUUUAGCAAUCAUGAUCACCGCAUGGGUGUAUCGUGGAGUAAAGCGUCGUCACUGCUACCCACCAACAUGGAAGCGCUGGGUCUUUUUCCUGAUCCCAGGCAUCGUAUCGGCGCUCAUCGGUCUGUGUGUGUAUGCCUUCGCUCAGACCGACAGCAACUACUACUACACGCACUCCAUAUGGCACGUCAUGGUGGCCACGAGCGUCGUUUUUCUUUUACCGCCACGCAAGAAGAACAUGCCACCGUGGGGCUGGCCUUACAAACUCUGUGGCUACAAAAUGUGUCAAAACCAAAAGGAAGAACUCUACAUCGUUUCUUAAAGACACUAAACAUUAUAGGAAUAUCAGUGUGCAUUUUGUAACGACCAUUACACUACAGUUACCAAAAAAAAAAAAAAAAAUGUUAGUGUUUUUUAGCCUUCUAUUAAUUUCUACCCCUAUUCAGAGUUCCUCUCUGAAGCUCCGGUCCCACCAGGAAUGUGCUUUGCAAAGCAGUCAUGGUCAGGCUAAGACUGGAAGAUUUUAACCAGAAAUGAUCCAUUGUUGCAGGUAAUGAGCAAUUUACACUUAGCGACUUGGCAUACUUGGAUAUUUCAGGACUUCAUUCAUUCAGGAAUUCGUCACUAGUUUGUUUAAAAAAAAUCAGCUUUAUACACCGACCAGACAUAACAUUAUGAGCACUGACAGGUGACCUGAAUAACACUGAUUAUCUCUUCAUCACGGCACCUGUUAGUGGGUGGGAUAUUAUAAGGCAGCAAGUAACCAUUUUAUACUUAAAGUUGAUGUGUUAGAAGCAGGAAAAAUGGGCGAGCGUGAGGAUUUGAGUGAGUCUGACAAGGGCCAUAUUGUGAUGGCUAGACGACUGGGUCAGAGCAUCUCCAAAACUGCAGCUCUUGUGGGGUUCCUGGUCUGCAGUGGUCAGUAUCUAUCAAAAGUGGUCCAAGGAAGGAACAGUGGAAAACCAGCAACAGGGUCAUGGGCGACCAAGGCUCAUUGAUGCACGUUGGGGAGCCUUUACCAAGAGACGAACUGAUAGAAAGGUGUCAGACUCCAUGCCUCGACGGGUCAGGGCUGCUUUGGCAGCAUAAGGGGACCAACACAAUAUUAGGAAGGUGGUUAUAAUGUUAUGCCUGAUCGGUGUACAUGUCGAAGGCGCAUUGUGAAGGUUCACAAGGGUGUAGUGUAGUGAAUCUAUCCAAAAUUGAGAAAGGGAGAAAAAAAGAUUAAAUACAUUUGGGGUUUGUUAGCAAGCUAAGCUUCUGACCACUGUACACUAAAACACUACAAUGAAAUAUGUUAGCACAUACAUACACUGAUUUUAACUCUUGUUUUUAUAGUAUUAUUUCUAUUUAAUUUGGGUAAUAUUUAUUCUCGGAUGGUGCACCGUGAACUAUGUAUCUACACGUUGCUCCGCCCAGUUACAAGUCAAAACAACAUGGCGGUGGCCCCGUUGGCUCAAAGUCUAACAGAUUCAAAAAGUGCAUGAAAUUCUGCCUGUUUUCAGCUGUCAGUUUUCAUGCUGCAUCCCAAACCACAUACUAUUUAGUGAAUUAGUAUUUUAAGAUGGCAGUGGUAGUAUUCAAAUUACACCGAACUGAGAAGUAGGUAUUCAAAAUGAUGUCAAUGUGGUUUAAAAAAACAGAAAAAAACUGAAGAAAAUACUACAGUAACCUCAAAAGUGUUGCCCAUGUGAUCAACCAUGUGUUGACCAUAUGAUCAACAUUUGACGUCCCACAUCUAAUACAGGGUUGUGGAGACCAUCCUGACGUUUUUUUUUAGAUGUUUUUCUUCGGUUAUUUUCUAGUCGAACAUUGUAGAUUUUUUGAAAGUUACAUGGGUAUUCGAGCACAUGAGUCUGUUGGUCCAUCAAUGAUUAGCUCAUGCUUAGAAAACUCGAUGUAUUACUUUGUCUUUGUGUAAUGGAGUUUCAGAUUGCAUUUCUUGAUGCCGAGGCGGACUAUGUUAAGUGGCAAUGUUUUCCUGAAGUACUUUUAAGACCAUGUGGACACUUCUUUUGAGUGUGGGUUGAGGCAUCAUUUACAUUUUCAGCAUUUAUCAGAUGCUUUUAUCCAAAGCGACUUACAGUUAUGACUGAACACCAUUUUGAGCAAUUGAGAGUUAAGGGCCUUGCUCAGGGGCCCAACAGUGGCAACUUGGCGGUGGUGGGGCUUGAACCAGCAACCUUUUGAUUACUAGUCCAGUACCUUAUCCACUGAGCUAUCACUGCCCUGCAUCAACACUUGUUUAUAUUUACACUUUGUUUUUCUUGGGUUAUUUCCUAGUCAAACAUUGUAGAUUAUACAAAAGUUACCUAAGUAUUCUAACGCAGCAUUUACUUUGUGGAUUGGGAUGUAACCACUUUUUUCUAUUUUAUUUAUGCAUUUUCUCCCCAAUUUAGCGUCGUCAGUUUGUCUUCCGCUGCUGCAGGACAACUGAUUGCAGUCGAGGUGGGUAUAUUGCUGCUCACGCCUCCUCUGACCGUUUUUUCACCCAUGCAUUCUACACAGGCGCCUCUCUAUCUGUCGAUCAGGGUCCUUACACAGCGUUAGAAGACCCCACCCACAUAGUCCGGUCAUCCCGCCCUAGCAGAACAGACAAAUUUUUUUAUGCCCGCUAGAUGGCGCCCAGCUGACCGGUGGCAACACCGAGUUUCGAACCAAGGAGUUUAGAUUCUCAGCACUGGUGUGCUAGCGGGAUGUAACCAUUUUUGAUCACCAUGGAGUCUCACCUUCUGUUUGGAGAAACAAAAUCUCAGUUUGAAUUUGGUCGGGGGUUGUGCAACCGGCAGCAGAUUUAGAGUUGUGAAUUGGAAAUGACUAGUUUGGGGGAUAAAGGGGGGAAAUCCAGAAAAACAGAAAUUAAUUAUCACUAGCCAGUGUCAGACAGGCGAGUGCAAUUGUGGCAGUUGCAGCAAAUUGGCUAGAUGGUCAAUCAAAAUAAGCAUCGUCUCUCAGACACCUUUAUUGAGUGAAUUAACGCUAGGAUAGAAUGAAUAAAUGAAUCAUGUUUUACGUUGUAUUUUCUUAGAUGUUCAGUAUUUUUGUGUUUGAUUUUUCAGUAUAUAUAUAUUUUUUUUAAUUAGGGUGUACACAAGUGUUUUGAUAUUUGUUCUUUGGGUUAGGGUUAUGUUAUAUAGCCUUGAAUGAAACGCUGGAAUGCUAAGCACUUUAUCUCAGAUUUAAAGGUGGACUUGAGUGUUGCACUUUGAAAAAUUUACCUUUUCAUUAUGAACCAAUGGCUACCGAUUGUAUAAUAUGGAAAAAUAAAACUACAAUGUAAACAAUGUGAUUAAAUGAAA
Trichomycterus rosablanca is the source of this 5149-nucleotide messenger RNA. RefSeq names its product post-glycosylphosphatidylinositol attachment to proteins 6 (gene pgap6). Gene Ontology annotation, cellular component: membrane. The transcript has 12 exons. NCBI's taxonomy places the organism in Eukaryota, Metazoa, Chordata, Actinopteri, Siluriformes, Trichomycteridae. The record is from RefSeq and is a predicted model, not a curated record. Bases 1 to 2172 code for a protein of 723 amino acids.